Messenger RNA from Clarias gariepinus (North African catfish), 1225 nucleotides. It is a transcript of the gene asf1ba, whose product is annotated as anti-silencing function 1Ba histone chaperone. NCBI's taxonomy places the organism in Eukaryota, Metazoa, Chordata, Actinopteri, Siluriformes, Clariidae. Gene Ontology annotation, biological process: DNA replication-dependent chromatin assembly. Bases 289 to 882 code for a protein of 197 amino acids. The transcript has 5 exons. Gene Ontology annotation, cellular component: nucleus. Gene Ontology annotation, molecular function: histone binding. The record is from RefSeq and is a predicted model, not a curated record.
UGGUCUGAACACACUGGCGGGAGAGACGGAGAAAGAAGCACAAGGUUUUAUUGUUAGUCCGUGAUUAGCAGCAGGGGUCACUAAAUAUACAUCUAUAUAUAAAUAUACUUUUUGCAUUUUUUUAAAAAAAGAAAAGAGGCACGAAGCAACAAGAGGGCUGGCUUUUAUUUUUAUUUUUUUUGAUAGAAGUCGCCCGCGGAAAUUCACCUGGUGUUACUAGAAUAAUUAAAGCUAGUCUGGGUUUGCGACAUAUAUUUGCUUAUCGACUUGCUAGCUGUUCAGAGGCUAAUGGCGAAGGUUCAGGUGUUAAACGUUGCUGUUUUGGACAACCCGAGUCCCUUCGGGAAUCCAUUUCAAUUUGAGAUCACGUUCGAGUGCAUGGAGGAUCUUCCUGAAGAUCUUGAGUGGAAGAUCAUAUAUGUGGGCUCAGCUGAGAGCGAGGAGUAUGACCAGACCCUGGACUCAGUCCUGGUGGGGCCUGUUCCUGCAGGGAGACACAUGUUCGUCUUCCAGGCAGAUGCUCCGAAUACAGGCCUGAUCCCUGAGAGUGAUGCCGUGGGUGUCACUGUCGUCCUGAUUACCUGCACAUACAGAGGACAGGAGUUUAUUCGCAUUGGGUAUUAUGUCAACAACGAGUACACGGACGCUGAACUCCGGGAAAACCCGCCUCUUAAACCUGACUACUCGCAGCUUCAGAGAAACAUCUUGGCGUCGAACCCACGUGUCACCCGAUUCCACAUCAACUGGGAGGGGUGCUCUGAGAGGAUGGAGGACUCAGAGAAUGUUGACCCGUCUCCGAAUGUGAUGCUGCCUCCGUCGUGCCCACCGGGGAAAGCACCUUCUCUAGGACUGAUGCCUGAUAACUCAAUGGAUUGCUUGUAGAGCCUUUGAGCCAUCUUGUUAAGGAAUCAUCAUUACCUCUACGAGCUCGUACUCCUCGUGCACCCUCGGUUUCCACCGGAGCGGAAACGCAGAUGUGCCAUUGGCACUGACAACAAAAAAGACACACUUUUUGAUUUAAUUUUUUUGUGUGUUUGUGUGAGAGAGAUUCAGUAUUUUGAGGAGAUUCUUCAUCAUUAAUGUUGGAUGUGUCAGAAUGUUCAAGGUUAGCAGGAUUUUUCAGAUCAACUCAGUUCGCGUGUGUGUGAGAUUGUACUAUACUGUAUAUAUGUUUACUUCUGUUUGUAUUCUGGCUCCAAAUAAAUAAAUAUCUUUUGUUACCUGA